AUGAGCAGCAAGGAACAGCUCACUGUCGAGUCUGACAGCAGCAGUCACCACACGAAUGUUGCCACGUCGCUUAUUCGAGACGUGCUCCAGCUCAAAUGGAACGAUUGGAAGACGCUCUUGCAAGCCCUUCGAACCGGCCUCGGUGCGGUCGUCGGCAAGCCCAUGGAUGACCGCGAGCUUCUCCUCGAGAAUCUAGUCGUAACUCUCCAGACGCUUCCAGAAGGUAAUCGCAUCGGCGACGCCCUUUCCAACCGCUUCAUUGAGUUCCUCUGGUCGGAUCUCAUUCAUCCUCCGGCCUCCCGAAUGGGACCUACGGCGGUCUAUCGCAGCGCUGAUGGUUCUGGUAAUUGCAUCGAGAUGCCCGAGCUGGGCAAGUCUGGCAUGCCUUAUGCCCGCAACGUCGCACCACAAGCCGUCAAGAGCCGUCUGCUGCCCGACCCCGAGCUCAUGUUUGACACUCUUCUUCGCCGUGACGGCGCUUCGACGUUCAAAGAGCAACAGGGAGGCCUCAACCGCCUCUUCUUUGCACAGGCCGUCCUAAUCAUUCACGAUCUCUUCGUCCCACUCUACGGCAGCAACGAGGAGCAGCAGGCUCAGGUACGCACUUACAUUCAGGGCCGCAUUCAUCCUGACACCAUCGCGCUGGAUCGUCUGAUGCUCAUGUCGCCACCUGUCAUAGCGCUCCUGAUCAUGUUCUCGCGACACCACAAUCGUCUGGUGGAACAGCUUUUUGAGGUCAAUGAACAGGGCAAAUACAAGCCAUGGAUUGCGCUAGAUGAGGAGGGUCGCAAGUGGCAAGACAACGACCUCUUCCAGCUCGCUCGCAACAUCAAUGUAGCUUUCUUCGCAAAGACGGUCCUCUGCGACUACGUUUCUGUCAUUCUAGGAACCGUUCAGCAGAACACAGACUGGCACCUGGAGCUCGGAAAAGAGAUCAAAGGGGUUACGCAGACGACUAAACGAGGAGGCGGAAACGUCGUCAGCGUCGAGUUCCUCGCCAUGUACAGGUGGCACGCCACGCUGAGCAAGGCAGAUGUGGCGUGGAUCGAGGACACCUUUCGUCGCGAUCUCCCGGGAAAAGACAUUCACAAGCUCGACUACAGCGACUUUUACGGGGUCUUGGGCAAGAAAGAAAGGGAACUACACCAGCAACCAAACAAUGAAUGGACCUUUGGAGGCCUGAAACGCAACGAAGAUGGUUACUUUGAUGAUGACGACCUCGCAAAGAUCUUAAAGGAUGCCAUCGAGGAACCAGCGCACGAAUUCGGAGGGCGUUCCGUUCCCGACAUUCUUCGCAUCGCUGAAGUCGCCGGCAUCAAGCAGUGCCGCGACGUCUUCAAUCUGUGCACCAUGAAUGAGUUUCGCCAUUUCUUGGGAUUGACCACCUUCUCGACCUUCGAAGAAUGGAACUCAAAUCCUGAGAUUGCCAAUAAGGCGAGAGAACUAUACGGCCACAUUGACGAUCUCGAGCUGUACAUUGGCCUUCAAUGCGAGGAAAACAAGCCCAACGUACCUGGCUCGGGCCUGCAGCCCGGCCACACCCUCGCUCGUGGGAUUCUAUCCGACGCUGUGACGCUUAUUCGCAGCGAUCGAUUCCUUAGUCACGACUUGAACGCAACGACGCUGACUCAGCAAGGUAUGGCGCUUCUAAAGCCCGCCCAAGGAUCUUAUGGCGGCUUUCUGCCUCACAUCCUCUACAAUUCGCUUCCCAAUUCGUGGGGACAGAGCAAUGCCUACGCCUUGCUACCAUUCUAUACUCCGAAGGCGGCACGACAGAUCCUAGCAUCUAACGGCGUGCUGGACCAUUACAGCAUCGGUCGCCCUGAUAACGCGCUCAAGGUGCAUUUGGUCGACCACGAAACGGCAUCGCUUUGCGCUGAUGAAACCCUGGCAUACCUCUUCAAGGAGAACGUCUCCCUUGUCGCUCAACUUCAGGGUGGAGUAGACGAAAGCGUUCUGAACCGUGCCAGCGGAGCUCUGUCUGGAUCAGUCCGCAGGUCCUUCGACGCCAUCAAGGAUCUCUUGAGUGUUGUCGUCAUGCGUUGGUCUUCUUCCAUGUUCGGCCUUUCGUCUGGCAACCUCGAAGUAGAGACACUGCACGACACACUGGCUCAGCUCAAUGCCUUUAUGGCCGAAGACUUCGACGCUGCUCAGCACUUUGAGCUGCAAGACUUGGCUCAGAAGGCGGCACCGGGACUCCAUAAUAUCAUCGGAUCGGUAUUGGAUCGUUCUCGCGCCAAGCCCUAUCACCUUUGGACACCCAGACUUGAUCUGCCGCCCGAAGCACGCCAGCUGUACGUGGAUAUUUACGAUCUGUCCGUCGAUGAGAAGGACCAAGCAGUGGGAAUUCUCGUCGUCUUGAUGAUUUCGGUGACGGCGACUCUUUCUCAUCUCGCCGCUCUCGCCCUCGACGCAAUUCUCUCGAGCGAGCACAAAAAGACGCUCGAACAGCUCGCCACGAGCGACAACGAGGGCGACGUACAAGCAUUCAUCACUUCGAUUCGCGCGUGGCUUCAAACGUCCAUCGAGCUCGUCGUGGCUUACAAGGCAGAGAAGAACACAUUGGUCGAGCAACAAAAAGUACGCGCCAACGAAUGGUUCCUAGUCUCUAGCGUUGGACAGCCUCUUGAUGACGCUCAGACUCUAAAGAUUGGAGACUCGGACAAGCGGGUCGUCUUCUCGCUUCUGCUAUGGAACGCAACCAUCAAAGAGACUCUCUUUGUGCCGGCCAUUUCCGCCAUGCUUCGCGAAAUUCUGAAGCUCAAAAGUCUUGCGGGAGCAAAGGGACUCGCCGGAAGUCUAUCGCCUAUUUCCCAGCCUCUCGGACAGAGCGAACUCAAGCGCACGGUGUACCUAGACGACAAGUAUCUGGCGAGGCCUUUCCCAUCCAGCCUGGUCGUCGAGUGCGAUCCUUAG
Messenger RNA from Acaromyces ingoldii, 2916 nucleotides. Its product is annotated as heme peroxidase. Gene Ontology annotation, biological process: response to oxidative stress. The transcript is spliced from 5 exons. Lineage: Eukaryota; Fungi; Basidiomycota; Exobasidiomycetes; Exobasidiales; Cryptobasidiaceae. The record is from RefSeq and is a predicted model, not a curated record. Bases 1 to 2916 code for a protein of 971 amino acids. Gene Ontology annotation, molecular function: heme binding; peroxidase activity.